AUGAGACAUGAUGAAUAUUUAUCUAGGAGUAAGACUACAUUUGAAGGAAAAUUGGGUGGGGAUGAGCCAUUUUAUGACUCAGAUGAGCCUGUUAGCUUUGAAAUAGAGACUGAUGAUGAAGCUGAUGACGAAGAUGUGGUUGAAAAGCCUACCAAGAAGUCAAGGAGACCAAAAAGAAUUAGAAAUAGGUUUAGGAAAGCACUUACUAGGUAUGCAGUUCAAGAACAUGUAGAGUUGAAUAAAUAUGUCAAUGAACCAACUAGGGUGAGGGUAAAGUGUACUGCUGGCUGUCCAUUGUUAUUGUUUGCCAGUUUUGAUUCUAGAACAAAUGAUUUUGUUGUGAAGAAUUAUAAUCCUGUUCACAAGUGCAAUGGCACAACAAAGAACAAGUUGGUAAAUUCUUUGUAUAUUUCAGAAAGGUACAGGGACAAAAUUAUUUCUGAACCUGGCAUUAGAAUUUUUGAGCUUCAAAAUUUGAUAAGAAAGGAAUUAGAGGUGUAUAUUGGUAGGACUGUGGCAAGGAAAGCCAGAAGCAUUGUUUUGCAACAAAUAAUGGGUGACAAUGUAGAGGAGUUCAAAAGAAUUUUGGAUUAUAGGGAUGAGCUUUUAAGGACUAAUUCAGGUAGUACAUGUGUGGUUAGGCUGAGUGAAGAAACUUUUGAAGGUGGAUUCAAAAGGUUUCAGUCCUUUUAUAUAUGUUUUGAUGCCAUGAAGAAGGCAUUCAAGGCUGGUUGUAGGAGGGCAAUUAGGUUGGAUGGGUGUUUUUUAAAAGGUGUUAGUAAAGGGCAAAUGCUUGUGGCUAGAUGGUUUGUCAACAUUCUAAGGCAUGAUCUUGAGCUUGGAGAUGGGACUGGUUUGACAACUCUUUCAGAUAUGCAAAAGGGUCUGGAUAUAGCCAAUAAGGAUCUACUGCCAAAUGCAGAACAAAGAAUGUGUGCAAGACAUGUGAUUGCCAAUUUUUCCAAAAAAUGGACAGGCAUAGCGAUUAGAAACUGCUUCUGGAGAUGUGCUAAGUCCACAUAUGAGCAGGAGUUUCAAAAAAAUUUGGAUCAUAUGGAGAAGUUAGGUGAUGGAAUAAAUGGAGAUUUGUGGUAUUACAACAUAGAUAGGUGGUCCAAGGUCUACUUUAAAUACCUCAGCUGUUGUGAUAGUGUUGACAACAACAUGGCUGAGAGUUUUAAUUCCUGGAUUUUGGGGCCAAGGCACAAGACCAUUAUCACAAUGCUUGAGGAAAUUAGAGUCAAAAUUAGGAGAAGGGUAGGACAACUAAGAGAGUUUUCUGAGACUUAG
Molecule: messenger RNA, 1290 nt
Organism: Lycium barbarum (goji berry)
Lineage: Eukaryota; Viridiplantae; Streptophyta; Magnoliopsida; Solanales; Solanaceae
Exons: 4
Coding region: 1-1290 (429 amino acids)
Source: RefSeq, a predicted model, not a curated record